Sycon ciliatum is the source of this 2245-nucleotide messenger RNA. RefSeq lists its product as uncharacterized. Gene Ontology annotation, molecular function: G protein-coupled receptor activity. Lineage: Eukaryota; Metazoa; Porifera; Calcarea; Leucosolenida; Sycettidae. Gene Ontology annotation, biological process: adenylate cyclase-activating G protein-coupled receptor signaling pathway. The transcript has 7 exons. Gene Ontology annotation, cellular component: plasma membrane. The record is from RefSeq and is a predicted model, not a curated record. Bases 47 to 1585 code for a protein of 512 amino acids.
UGUGAGUCUUAAUCGGGAGAUAUUCUUCACGUGUUGAGUUUGGACGAUGCGGGUGGUCAACGGUGCCAACAUGCUAGCGCUCCGACGCGUAGGGACAUGCUCCGUGCUACUAGUAUCUUUACUGAUUCAUGGCAUCGUGUCGGACACUGCAGGUAGUACGGACAAUGCCACCGUCCUGGAUGUCCACACAUCUGACGCAUGUAGUCCUGUCAGUACUGCGUUCAGGUUGGAGAAUGGAAGCAGAUAUCCCAGCUGCAGUGAUGUGAACGAGGUAGCAAGUAGUCUUGGUGGUCACUUCGUCGCAGCGCUUCUAGACGGUAGCUCAGUCCUGAACAUGAGUGACGGAGAAAUUUCAAAUUUGCCGCUGAGCGUGUGCACGGAACCAUGCAUGAAUCCGAACGCUACGAACACAUCAUCUCUUGACAACGCAGACAUUCCUAGGGAAGAAGAGAUAUACUUCCUCAUAGGAUGUGGGUAUGCCGCAGAACACAUCCAAGUCGACGAGUCAGCAACACGUUUACAGAGCGUGAUAUAUCAGCUCAGCAACUCGACAGCAUCUUCGGCGCUGGAAGACUGGCUAUUUGGCCACCAAGGCGCCUGGAUGAAGGUCUGGCUCUGUGCAAACGACACCACGCCAAAGGACAUAACAGACCCAAAGGUUGUCCACAACACGGAACGUGAGCUGGCAGUGGCACGAGCAUGUCUGUCAGUGGCGUUGACUCUUCUUACUCUCUGCCUGGCGUUUCACAUCGCCUUUCCAGAACUUCGACGGGAUGCCAGCGGUGUGAUCUUCGUGCACCAGUGUGCGGCUUUGUGGAUCGUUAUCAUCAGUGACCUGGCGCAUUUCAUAGUCGGAAACGACAGGACCCUCUUGUCGUGCAUCUUCAUCAACAUCCUCUUGGUCUUCUUCAUGAACUCGGUGUUCUUUCUAGCAGCAGCUCAGGCUUUUCAACUGCACAGACACAUCUGUCACGGCCACAAGCCACCCAUCAGUCAUUAUGUUCGCAAAGCAACGUUAGCCGCCUACGGCAUUUCUGGAUCGAUAGUCCUGACUAUUCGCCUUGUAGCGGGAUUCGACCUGGGCACACCGGACAAUCCGAAGAGCGCAAUGCCGACAAAGUGCCAGCGAGAGCAACAACUGCGAGAUAUCCUGAGCGCCUCUCUCCCGUUUCUAGUUGCAAUGGCGAUUUCUGGUUUUCUCUUCGCACGGAUCAUGUAUACAGCCAGGACGCAGACUGCAAGGAAUGAGCCAGCCAAAGACGUUGGCGCUCUGCAUUAUCUGCAGCAGGCGCGUGUCGCGGGAUCGAUGUUCGUCCUUGUCGGCCUGGCGUGGCUCGUAGGUUCUGUGAUGUUAUUUAUCUCAGUAGCUGAGGCAAACCUGGUGUUCAUGGUGCUCAUCUCGAUAAUGGGAGUGGCAACGUUUCUGCUCAAGAUUCCGCUCGAUACAGCCUUUCGUUCAGCACUGCGCAGACGAUAUGCAAGAUGGCAUAUGACCAAUGUCUCCAUUCUGGAUCGAAGACCGUCGGCAUUAUCCUCAGCGCCAUGGAAUAACAGUGCCCGGACAAGUGUGUCUGCAGACGUAUAAAUUUGUGUAAUUGAACUAAGUAUCGCUGAAGCCAAGACCUCAGGUUGGAUGUGAUAUUCCAGUUUGACCAGCACAGUUCCAGCUCCACCCGUCUAGUCCAGGUAGUAAUAUAUUCACUCCCACCCAUAAACUGUUCUACAUGACUCUUUAAAUAAUGUUCCCUUGUCCCAAAUAGAAUACUUCAAAAUAGUAUUGAACUAUCAUUUCCGAUCAAUCUUAUCCAUGCCUUUAUACAGGGAUUGGCCCCCUUUGGAAUUUCCCUCCCGCCUCUUCUACAUAUUAUGUACAUGCAUUUCUGAUUUCCAAUAAUUAAAUUCUAAGUGCGAGAUCUAUCAUUCCACAUAAAUGCAUUGCUGAAUUUCUUUGCUAAGGUGUCACCAGACUCUUACUGUGCACUGUAUCCAUUCGCCUCUGAGGCCAUUAUCUGCUAUCGACUAAACAAUAGUUACAUGUAUUUUCGUUAUGAAAACCUCGAGAGGCUCUUGCUUUUAGGUUUGUCCUUAAAAUAUACCUGCAUGACGUGCACGCACUAAGUGAGUUCCAGUGUGAGCGGAGAAACUCAACUUCGCCAGUUCGUGCACGCAGCAUACCGGCAGUGGCCGCAGGACUGGUACGACAUGUACAUGUCCAUGAACGUGCUGUAAUCCUUCGAUCUUCCAC